GCAGGGACGCUGCAGGGGCCGCACGAGAAGCGGCUGCUGGAGGACCUCCUGGACGACUACAACGUCCUGGAGCGGCCGGUGGCCAACGAGUCGGAGCCGCUGGAGAUCAAGUUCGGCCUCACGCUGCAGCAGAUAAUCGAUGUGGAUGAGAAGAACCAACUCCUUAUUACAAAUAUUUGGCUUUCGUUGGAAUGGACGGACUACAACCUAAGAUGGAACCACUCGGAGUACGGCAACGUCAAAGAUCUUCGCAUCACACCUAAUAAGAUUUGGAGACCGGAUGUAUUAAUGUACAACAGCGCUGAUGAGGGUUUCGACGGCACGUACCACACAAAUGUUGUGGUCAGGGACUCAGGCAAGUGCCUCUACGUACCACCCGGCAUCUUCAAGAGCACAUGCAAGAUAGACAUUACAUGGUUCCCUUUUGAUGACCAACACUGUGACAUGAAGUUUGGUAGCUGGACGUAUGACGGAAGCCAGCUUGACCUCAUCCUCAACUCGGAGGAGGGCGGUGACCUCUCUGACUUCAUCACGAACGGCGAAUGGUAUCUACUGGGGAUGCCCGGCAAGAAGAACGUGAACAUGUACGCCUGCUGUCCGGAACCGUACGUGGAUGUGACGUUCACCAUACAGAUCCGGCGCAGGACGCUUUACUAUUUCUUCAACCUCAUCGUGCCCUGCGUGCUCAUCAGCUCCAUGGCUCUGCUCGGGUUCACCUUGCCACCUGACUCCGGGGAGAAGCUCACCCUAGGGGUCACAAUUCUUCUUUCAUUGACUGUGUUCCUCAAUAUGGUGGCGGAAUCAAUGCCAACAACGUCUGACGCAGUGCCCUUAAUAGAGACGUACUUCAACUGCAUCAUGUUCAUGGUGGCCUCCUCUGUGGUGCUCACCGUCGUCGUCCUCAACUUUCACCAUCGCACUGCGGACAUACAUGAGAUGCCAUCCUGGGUGAAGAAGGUGUUCCUGCUGUGGCUUCCCUGGGUCCUGUGUAUGAGCAGGCCGGGGAGGAAGAUCACCAGAAAGCAGUUGAUGAUCUCUUCGCGGAUGAAGGAGCUGGAGCUGAAGGAGCGCUCCUCCAAGAGCCUCCUGGCCAACGUCCUGGACAUCGACGACGACUUCCGGAGAUCCCACGGCGUGCCCCCCAACAGCGCCGUUCAUGAGGACGGCGUCGACGCUGGAAGACCAAGCUCGGCGAGCCCUGCGUGUCCCGUAGCGGCCAGAGACCUUCAGGCCAUUUUGAGAGAGCUGCAGUUCAUCACGAAUCGCAUGAAGAAGAACGACGAGGAGAUGGAAGUCAUGAACGACUGGAAAUUCGCAGCCAUGGUUGUGGACCGAUUCUGCCUCAUCAUCUUCACCGUCUUCACCAUCAUCGCCACGGUAGCUGUGCUCCUGUCGGCGCCGCACAUCAUAGUCCAAUGAUUCGAGCACUGCCCAACGUUCGGGGUCGCCAUAGCCGUGUGGGACUCUGCAUCAUCUUUCUGGCGCGCCGCGGGACAGGGGCGUUGAAGAACGGUUGCCAAUCGGUGGCAGCGGAGUCUGCCGGAACUACACCAUGACCGUGGCGGUUCUGUCAAGGUUGACUGCCACACACUUGUUGUGUCGGGCAUACUCUCCUUGACUAGAUUUGUUGUUUAUGUAUUUGAAAAUAAAAUUGCCGGGUUUCUGUCAAGUAUGCAUCACUGGUCAUCCUCGUGGUUGCGAGUUUCGCUUCCAUUUUGUUUUUUUGUAUUUGCUCAUUUGCCAUUUCACCACUGUCCUGGUGCUUAUGCAUCGUUAAUGAGCCCCUCCCCCCUUGUUUUGUCAUUAGUUCGCGAUGCAUGCGACGGGAUCCGGUGAUUGUUUGUUUUGGUUGGAAGGCCGACUUGGUGUCUUCGGUUCGGCAGCCGAUCGGUACGCGGCAUGCUUGCCUGCAUCGCUGCAGCGCGCUGGCGUGACUAGGGCCGGGACCAGAAGGGUGGCAGGGUGCAGCUGGUCUGCCCCCGCGCCUCAUUUCUCCGGACUGGGGUGGCCUUAGGCUCACCUCUUCUCUCCAGCGUAACUUGUCUUUUUUGUAAGAUUUUUUUGUGGAAUAUUCACGUUGUAAGCGUUAAUAUAUUGUGUUCAAGCUAGAGUGACGGUUCGAGUGCUUCUACCCGUAAUGGUUUUGCCGAAUUAUGAUCUAUCGUUUUAGGCGUUGUGCUGUUAAUUUGUUUUCUGUAACUGAAAUUGACUGAGUGCGGGCGUAGUUUCGAAUUUAUGUUCCAGUCUGCCCAUGGUUGUCAAAUCAAAUUGGCAACCAAAUUCAAACAAGUUUCAGCAUAGGUAAAUUGUUAUUCUGAUCAAGGCAUCCAACGCACCUGUUUUCUCGAAAACGCCCAUUGGACAUUUCUUAGGUUUCGUUUCUCAUCCGAUCACUCCUAUAUUGCCAAAGAUGCUGCACUUUUGUUUCUGUCUGAUCCAAUUGUUUCAUUUGCACAUAUUUGCGGCUCCAAGCCCUGUGUUUGGGCCGAUGGGUCGUCAGUUUAUCAUAAUCUCCUCUCAGCGGGAACCCAUCUGCAGUCAUCUUACACCAAUUCGCUAUGCACUCUGUGAUUUUGGAUGGAAACCGACUUUGCGGCGUCGGUAUGAAUGGUCAGGGCGGGCCCUGAAUUGACGUCUGCAAUGUCGGUGCAACUCACAUUCCAUUAUUAUGAGUAUAACUACCAUUAUUACUGUAAUUACUAUUAUUAUUUGUAUGUUGAAUACUUGAAUUCUAGUUCAAAAUACGAAAACAUGUUUUAUAUGAACUGGUGUUUCCAGUUGCUUCCAUUAAGUAAACGGGAAAAAGCUCAAUUAUUAUUAUUAUAAAUGAUUGUAUAAUUUUUUCAUAUUCAUUGAUCAACAGAUGUAUUCUUGUGUGUAUCUUUCUGCGCUAUUUUUGUUGUCUGUACUAGGCUCAGGUGCUCUUCUGAGGGUAGCCCUUGCUUGUUCCAACACAGCGGCGUUGACCAAAAUAAUUCUUACGCCGUAUUGUUACGCUUUGGCCGUUCAAUAUUUGUAUCCUGAACGGCAUUGAAGGUCUACCCACAGGACGAAUGUAAGGCGAAAGUCACGCUUAGCAGUCCUAGUUGCCUCCUACCUGAUACUCCUUGUGCGUAACAAUGAACAUUUUUGGUGUAGACGCUGUAUUCUUAUCAACCAUUCAAAAGCUGUCUCGAACGUAUCAGUCUCCUGGGACCGCCAGUCCUUUGUACACUCUGCCAAGGAGUAUUAGCGCACGAGGCAACUGAGUGUUUUGCCGUUAAUAGUUAACACUGCCUCGACCGGUCAGCAGACAACUGCUGUCUUCGGUCCAUUCCUACUAUUGAAAGCUGGCCUGUGACUACUAGUUGAAACUCGGUGAAGUCCAUGCCGUGAGGCCGAGAAAUCUUCAUGUCUGGCUGCUAAGUGUGACGUCCCAGCACCACUGUUAGCCUCGGGCGGUUACCCUGCUUAUCAAGGCCAUGUUUCAAGUCGUUCAAUUGUUAGCACCCUCGAAUUGAACAGUGCGCUAGCUCGUGUUGCGCCACGGCCCCAUCGUUAUGUUUAUGAAAUUCUAAAAGUAAAUUGUAACUAAAAUAUAGGCCAGGGUAAUCGUCUUUUGAUAUGUGUGUUAGCUAGACUAGUUAUUGGCCAGAGGCAGUGAGCGGUGGUGUCCAACUCGGGCCGUUUGGAAGCACCCAUAUGAAAACCACCAUCAUUAUCAUCGAUUUGCUCCAGGAGAGUCCAAGUCCUUAAGCUCAUUUUGUGAUAACCUGGAACAAAUAUUGGCUUCGGUGAUUCUGUCAUGGUUGCAUUCAACUUUCUUGGCUACAAAACUGUAAGCGUACGAUGACUUGUAAAAUUUCACUGCCCACCGACGGCAUUCUUUUGACUUUGAUGGUGCGCGCCUGUCAUGGGCCGGGCAACAACUGUUGGGUCUAUUUCCUUACUCAUUUAUUUACCCAAAGUCAGCCUUUUCAAUGUUUAUUUUCCAUUCAGUUCGUGACACGUCUCAACCUCAUGUUUUUUUAUGUUUUUUUACAUACUCAUGAUAAUUGAGCUCAGAGCCCAUCCCUUUAUCGCAUACAUAUUAGAUGUUCGCUUGGAGUGUUCCUUGUCUUUACAUUGCAAUGUAAAUAAGAAGCCCAGUUUACAGCUUGUAAUCUGUAUGCAUCUUCUACUUAAGAGCAUUCUAUCUCAUUCAAACAGGCCCUUAGUUAGACUCUUAUUCUUAACUCUAUGUCUAGAUGUAACUGCGUGGGCGUAGUUCGUGAUAGGCCUCGCCUAAUUUUCUUUUGGGUAAACAUCAAAUUAAAUGCUUUUAGAGUAAGGUAGAAAUUUUUUUACGUCUAGCAGUUUUGCUGCGGUGUUAGAAUGAUUUGCAAAAAAAUCCCUAUCAGCGUUUAACGGAUUGUUUAUUUAAAGGAAAUGAUUUGGGUUGACACCCCUCCCCCGGCCCUUGCCCCAACCCCGCCGCUGCCUCGCUCAAACUAAACGCUAAAAUAAGAAACGGGUACUCGUUCCCAUGCAGCGACUUUGCACCAAUAAUUAAAUAAACUGAGCUCCGAACCGCUUAAACUGCAUGGGAAAAAACCCCUUUCGACUAAACAAGGGGACAACUGUGUCCCUAUUUAAUUAUUGUGCCAACUAAACGAACAAAAGUGAUUAAAUUUGCAAUAUUUGUAAAUGUGUAAAAAAAUGUGUGUAAAUAUAAGCAAAAAUCUUUUUGCAGUGAUAUAUAUUGUAUAAAGUACGCUAAUUAAUAUGGAAAUGUGUUUUUACUGUGUAAAUAAUGAAUACUAUUUGUGUCGUACGUAGUCUAAAUAAAGUUGUUUUUUAAAACAAGCACGUCGUGGCGGCGUGGGGGCUUUUCCACCUCCUGGCCGGUAGAUGGCGCUUGGAGCGCCUCACUAUCACGUCGAUGCUUCUGGGAGAUGCAUUGUUGCAAUGUCGGGCUGCAACUGACUUGGCGGCCCUAGUAUUUUUACGACUAAUGAUUGUCUAGUCAGUAGCGCCGUGGAAUUUUCUUUCCUGCCCUUGAGAGAGUGUGGCGAGUGACUGUCUUUGUAAACGUGAAAAUGUGGACGGGCGUCUGUGUGUGUGAGUCUGUUGUUUGUGUGCGUGAGAGAGAGUGGGAGAGAGCGUAAAUGGUUCCCUUACAUUUCUUCAUCUUCUUUCUCCUUGCUGCCGGCGUCCUGCGUGCGCCCAGCAAAGGUCCUAGCAUCGGUGGCCUCACUCAUCGAUGUCGGAAUUUGUUCCGUUGAUGAUUGACAUUGGUUGAUUGACAAGUGUUUUAUUAAUUAAACUGUUUUUACCAAACGA
Thrips palmi is the source of this 5301-nucleotide messenger RNA. Its product is annotated as neuronal acetylcholine receptor subunit alpha-7-like. The record is from RefSeq and is a predicted model, not a curated record. Lineage: Eukaryota; Metazoa; Arthropoda; Insecta; Thysanoptera; Thripidae. Gene Ontology annotation, cellular component: synapse; postsynaptic membrane; neuron projection. Gene Ontology annotation, biological process: nervous system process; chemical synaptic transmission; monoatomic ion transmembrane transport. Gene Ontology annotation, molecular function: transmembrane signaling receptor activity; acetylcholine-gated monoatomic cation-selective channel activity.